Messenger RNA from Ilex paraguariensis (yerba mate), 726 nucleotides. Lineage: Eukaryota; Viridiplantae; Streptophyta; Magnoliopsida; Aquifoliales; Aquifoliaceae. The record is from the annotation of a GenBank genome assembly.
UCGAUCUAAAUUCUAAGAAUCGAGCUUUUAAUCACCGGCGAGAAGUUUGACCGGUUCCCGCAAAACCUCCCGGGGUGAUAUCAAUACAUUCAGGCGGCCAAUUAAGAAUAAAGAGUACCCUCCCGCGGUUUCUAGCUUCCCAUUCCUUCUUUCCCGGAAUUUCCCUCUUCUCUGCCCUUAUAAGGCCCAGUUCGAUUCUCCUCCAUAACCCCUCACAGUUUUCUUUUUACCAUCAACCCCACCUACGAUAUUUGAUCAUAUAUCUCAUAUCUAAUCCUCUGCCAAUUCCAAGUUUUUCAACCGUACAAAACUAUGAACUUUUUUCAGGCUCUCUCUCGGUCGGUUUCGCAGCGAGAUCAAUCUCAAUAUCAUACCAUUCAGAUGACAAACUCACCCUCCAAUGGCAAAGCGGACUUUGACAAGUUCUUCGAAGAUAUGGAGGACAUCAAGGCCGAUCUGAGAAACCUCGAAACUCUCUACAAUCAGCUGCAAUUCGCACAGGAGCAAAGCAAAACUCUGCGUAAUCCAGAGUCCAUCAAGGAGCUCAGGUCCAAGAUGGACAACCAGGUUGUUUCAUCUUUUAAGAAGGUCAUGUUCCUCCAGACCCGCCUCCAAGCACUUCACAGCUCCACCGCUUCCUUCAAUAAGUUUAUAAUUUAUACGAUAAUUCUGCUUAUCGUGUUCAUAUUGGCUACGGCUCUCUUCAUGGCAGGGCCGUGGUGGUAA